CCUCUCUCCCCCUCUCUAUUCUCUACUCUCCGCCCAUCUGAUUUUCCUCCCAUAAACUAGAUGACAUAGUGUAGAGAGCUGCCAGAGAACCUUCUCGCCUGUUGGACUCACAGCCUUUCUCCCAGCCUCCUCACCAGACUGUCUGUGACCUCCAGAGCAGAAUCUACCCAUCCAUCUAUCCAUUAAUCCAUCCACUACGCUGGAACAGCUCAGCUCCACCAGACCCCUGGGCACCGGGACCACUCCUGUCACCUCCACCACCUCCCUCCAUCACCCACCCCACCACUACACUAUCAUCUGCACCACCUCUCUGUCCAUCUGUCCUGCACUAACCUCCGGCCACCACUAGAGUGCACUCUCGCCCCUUCACUCCCUCUCACUGCCCAGCACCGAGCCCCAGCAUGGAGAAGGUGCAGCACACGAUGCGCUCUGCCAUCCGCAGGGCCUCUAUGGUGGUGGAUGUGCCCCCCCAGGCCAAGCAGAACUUGCAGGAGCUCUUUGUCAACUUCAGCCUCAUCCUCAUCUGCCUGCUGCUCAUCUACAUCAUCGUGUUGUUGAUACCUCUGUAGCUGAACCAACGACCACCACAGCACAGCGAGGGCUAAGCAGAGGGAUGUAACGAUCCAUCAAACCAUCUCCAUCACUGGUCUUCCUGAGGACACCUCCAGAAUUACCCUCUUCACUGAAGAGCUUUGCCCAGAAUUGAUCACUCUGCGUGGGGCAUUUGCAGCCUCAACCCAGCCUCUCCAUGUCGAGUGAAACCAUGGACCUGGUCAACAACCGCGGUCUCAACCUGAUGCUCAACUUCCUCCUCAUCGUCAUCAUGCUGCUCCUCAUGCUUGUCCUGGUCAAACUCAUGUAACCUCUGACCUCUGACAUACAGUAUGACCUUAUGGCAUAGGUUGAGCAAUUCCAGUCCCCAAGGGCCACAGGGUCUGAUGGGAGUCCCUCUAGCUCUGAUUUGGUCAUAUAAAUACACCAUGGCUUCAACUAAUUAUUAUUCAACAGUUUACAUCAAAAAUCACUGAAUAAAGGCCUGUUGGAGGCUGUUGGAGUAGAACUAAACAUUGUGAGCUUCUGGAGAGUAGAAAAGAGUUUGGGAUUCCAUGAGAUCGUUACAUGGGAUGGCAAGAUUCAAAAUAUGAAUUAACAGGAGGAUGAAACUCCAUCCACCGAUGGUAAAGAAAUUAAAUAAAGUUGACAUGGCAUGAUCAAUAGAACGCCCUCCUUUACGUUUAGUUUACCACCCUCUAGUGGUAGAAUCACCAAACUGCACCACAUCUACUUCUGGCCAGGGCACUGAACACAGAGAUAAAUCCAUGCUCUCUGAUCCUUAUUGUAGAGUUGUGGUUUAUAUGAGCCAUAGAGAACAAUCAUUUCAAAGCUUAACGCUCACAGUCACCGACUAUUCAAAGCUAUUAGGACCAAAGCACAUGUCACAACUGACAACUGAAAUGUAACUGAAAAUGAUUAAAGCCAUACACCGUCCUUUGCUGUGUGAUAUGAGUUCUUUAUGUAACUGUUGAGUGAAGCCUAUAGGUUCCUUCCUUUUUGGAGACUCAGGUUGCUCUUAAACUAGUAGUUGAUAAAUACAACAGAUUCUUGACUCAAUAAAAAUGGGUACGUACAGCCUAAGCCUGUCAACUUUUCAGUGAGAUAUAUAAUGUUGUUGCUACAAUAUCCUAACAUAACUGUGUGCUGUAGUGCAAAUGUUUUCGUGUUCAGUAGUAGUAGUUGAUUCGUUUGUUUUGGCAGAGUACUGAAUAGCUACAGAGUAAAUACAGCAAACACCUCCAGCUAAACACAGAGAAGCUCUCUACAGUCUGAAGAUGAAACAUGCAUGACUACUGCAGAACUGUUGUAGUGUUGUCUAUCUGCAAGCGCCACUUCACACGUUCUUAUGUCGCACAGCAUUUUGUAAUGAAUGUUAUAAAACAAAGAUAAAAUACACAAACUGUAAA
Molecule: messenger RNA, 1961 nt
Organism: Salvelinus fontinalis (brook trout)
Lineage: Eukaryota; Metazoa; Chordata; Actinopteri; Salmoniformes; Salmonidae
Gene: pln1
Product: phospholamban
Exons: 3
Coding region: 402-569 (55 amino acids)
Biological process (GO): negative regulation of heart rate; negative regulation of calcium ion import into sarcoplasmic reticulum; negative regulation of ATPase-coupled calcium transmembrane transporter activity
Cellular component (GO): sarcoplasmic reticulum; membrane
Molecular function (GO): ATPase inhibitor activity
Source: RefSeq, a predicted model, not a curated record